CGCCGUAUAGCGAACAUUCGUUUGUCAUUGAAUCGACUUUGAAAUUUUCAUCUACUGCUGAUGAGUUUAAUUUCCAAUUGGAAGCCAAGCAGAGCACAUCGUGAAAUCAAACCUCUAAUAAUCAAGUCGCAUCAUGUCGAAAAUCGGUAUUAACGGAUUCGGCCGUAUUGGUCGUUUGGUAUUGCGUGCCUCCGUCGAGAAAGGCGCCCAAGUCGUCGCUGUGAACGAUCCCUUCAUCAAUGUCGACUACAUGGUCUACUUGUUCAAAUACGACUCGACUCACGGGCGUUUCAAGGGCACCGUCGAAGCCAAGGACGGCAAAUUGGUUGUAAACGGCAACGCCAUCACCGUUUUCAGCGAACGCGAUCCCAAGGACAUUCCAUGGAGCAAAGCCGGCGCCGAAUACGUCGUCGAAUCAACUGGCGUCUUCACAACCAUCGAGAAGGCUUCUCUCCAUUUGCAAGGAGGUGCCAAGAAAGUCAUCAUCUCUGCUCCCUCAGCUGAUGCCCCCAUGUUCGUGUGCGGCGUCAACUUGGAUGCCUACGAUCCCUCAAUGAAGGUUGUCUCGAACGCCUCUUGCACAACCAACUGCUUGGCUCCCUUGGCUAAAGUUGUGCACGACAACUUUGAAAUUGUCGAAGGCUUGAUGACAACUGUCCAUGCUACAACUGCUACACAAAAGACCGUUGACGGUCCCUCGGGCAAAUUGUGGCGUGAUGGUCGUGGCGCUGCUCAAAACAUCAUUCCCGCAGCAACGGGCGCCGCCAAGGCUGUCGGCAAAGUUAUUCCCGCUUUGAAUGGAAAACUCACUGGCAUGGCAUUCCGUGUUCCAACUGCCAACGUUUCCGUCGUCGAUUUGACUUGCCGCUUGGGAAAACCCGCCAGCUACGACGCCAUCAAGGCAAAGGUCAAGGAAGCUGCCGAGGGACCCUUGAAGGGCAUCUUGGGAUACACCGAAGACGAAGUUGUCUCAUCUGACUUCAUCGGAGACAAUCACUCGUCGAUCUUCGACGCCAAGGCUGGCAUCCCAUUGACUGACAGCUUCGUGAAACUCAUCUCGUGGUACGAUAACGAGUAUGGCUAUUCCAACCGUGUCAUUGACUUGAUCAAAUUCAUGCAAACCAAGGACAAAUAAACGACUUUCGCAACCGAAUUCCAUAUCUCUGCAUCACACCAACAAUGAAACAGAAUUGAACAUCAAGCAAAGUAAUCGUCAACUAUUUCGUCAGAUUAACGUCUAUCAGCUUUUAACCAACAUCAUUUUACUCUCUGUUCACAAAUAUAGUCAUUAAUAAGUACUCUGUCGUCUUUGAACAUCAUUGCGUUAUGAAAAGAAAAUGAUAAAAGAUACUAAUUAAUAUUAAAAAUUAUUUCAAGUUGAAUAAAGUAAUGUAAACGUUAUCAAGAGAACAAAA
Culicoides brevitarsis is the source of this 1415-nucleotide messenger RNA. Its product is annotated as glyceraldehyde-3-phosphate dehydrogenase 2. The record is from RefSeq and is a predicted model, not a curated record. NCBI's taxonomy places the organism in Eukaryota, Metazoa, Arthropoda, Insecta, Diptera, Ceratopogonidae. The transcript is spliced from 2 exons. Gene Ontology annotation, biological process: glucose metabolic process; glycolytic process. Gene Ontology annotation, molecular function: NAD binding; glyceraldehyde-3-phosphate dehydrogenase (NAD+) (phosphorylating) activity; NADP binding. Gene Ontology annotation, cellular component: cytosol. Bases 134 to 1135 code for a protein of 333 amino acids.